Molecule: messenger RNA, 348 nt
Organism: Rotaria sordida
Lineage: Eukaryota; Metazoa; Rotifera; Eurotatoria; Philodinida; Philodinidae
Source: the annotation of a GenBank genome assembly
AUGCAACGAAUAUCAGCUAUUCAACCAACACAAACUAUUGAAACACCAAUACAAUAUGAAGAUAAUUCAAAUGAAUCAGUUGUAUGGAUUGUUUUUGGUAAAAUGCUUUUUUUUACAUUAUUAAUGACAGUUGCACCAUUAGCAUCAUUUUUUAUUGCAAAAGAUUAUAUAUUUGAAGGUAUAUUUAAAAUAUCUAGUCGUAAUAGUUAUACAUAUUCAGCUAUUGUUGCUGUUAUUGUUGUUCAUAUUGUAUUAAUUGCAUUUUUAUUUGUGGCAUUUCGAGAAAAUAUUCCAGUUAAGAAAACAUUUAUUGAAAAAGCAAAAGAAUCAACUGGCAAAACAGACUAA